Molecule: messenger RNA, 3207 nt
Organism: Bathycoccus prasinos
Lineage: Eukaryota; Viridiplantae; Chlorophyta; Mamiellophyceae; Mamiellales; Bathycoccaceae
Product: DNA excision repair protein
Exons: 1
Coding region: 1-3207 (1068 amino acids)
Molecular function (GO): ATP-dependent chromatin remodeler activity; ATP binding
Source: RefSeq, a predicted model, not a curated record
AUGACCAGCGAAACGUCUCAAGACAACCACGAUUUUACCAACAAUAACAGUUUCAUCGCCGGCACGCAGUUCACUCGGACCAAAACCGUCUCGUUACUGGAGCAAAUGAAAGAAAACGAACGAGAAGAAAAGAUUGACAAUUUGUUCGACAGCGGCGAGUUUUUAAAGACGAAAGACGACGACAACGAUUCAGAAGACGACGACGUGGAAAGACUGCUGAACGUUUUCGGCGAGACGCUAAAAAAAGGCGACGAGGAAGAAGACGAAGAAGAAGACGAAGAAGAAGAAAAGAAGAAGAAAGAGGAGGAGGAUUUUCGGCAAAUUUUCGAUGUCGAUGGAAAGAACAGCUCCGGACGGUUGAUUUUGAAAGUCGUGCCGAGCGACGGUUGGACGGAAGGGAUGAAACAAAAAGUUUCGAAGGACGCGCGAGACGUGAGCAAAUGGGACCAGAGAGAAUUGGAAGUGCCGAUAAAAUUAGCCGAGCGUUUGCAAGAGUACCAGAGAGAUGGCGUGCGGUUUUUGCACGGGUUAUACGCGCGAAAUCUUGGCGGUUUGUUAGCGGACGAGAUGGGUUUGGGGAAGACCGUGCAGGUCGUGGCGUUCGCGACGGCGUGCUUGACGGCGAAGAUACCAAGGGGUGGGUUUGGCGGUGAAGGCAAUGGGAGGAGGAUGGUGAAAGGUGGAGUGUUGAUGAGAACGACGAAGAAGAGCAUUUGGCAAGACGAUUCAGGCGAGGAGGAGGAGGAGGAUUUGAAAAAGAGCGCGAAUGACAAAGAAGACGACGACGAAGAGGAACGCGCAGAAGAAGGAGGAGAAGAAGAAGAAGGAGAAGAAGUGAUAGAUAUGGAGGAAACGAGGUAUGACAAAUGGGGUAAGCGUGAAGUACUCUCCGAAGAAGAGGCAAAGAGGAGAGGCGUCAACUCGAACAAUCGAAGACCGAUUUUAAUCAUCGUUCCGGCGACGUUGAUUGAUAACUGGAAGAACGAGUUUGAAAAGUGGGGCGAGGCUAUCGGUGACGACGAAAUAUGGGACGUCAAUGUAGCAGUUGCGCACGGGAAUAACAGAGAGGUGGUGUACGACGACAUUGAGAACCAUCGCGGUGUGGACGUGGUGAUCACGACGGUAAACAUCAUCUCCAGAGAUAUCCAAUCAAAUCCAGAUUUUAACAUUUGGACGAACACCAACUGGGAUUUUUGCGUCAUCGAUGAAAUGCACAAUUCGAUGAAGAACCCGAAGACGCAAUCGUCUAAAGCAAUGCGCCAAAUGAAAUGUCAAAAAUUUGGCUUAACUGGGACGCCUUAUCAAAAUAAAGCCGAGGAAUUGCACACGAUAUUUGAUGCAUUGAAUUCGAACUGUAUUGGUUCGUUAUCUCAUUUCAAAUCGUAUUACGAGAGACCGAUGCACAAAGCGCGAAGCGCAUCAGCGAGUGCAUACGAAAUUGGACUCGGCAGAAAACGCGCGAUGCAGUUGAAUGGUUUACUGAGCAUUUAUAUGCUGAAGAGAGAGAAGAAGCGCGUCUUGAAAGCGGGGACGAUGAAGAAAAAGACAGAGAAAGUCGUAUUUUGUGAUUUGGCUCCAGCACAAAGAAGAGCGUACGAACGCAUCCGCGAAUCGACGAGUGUACAGUUGAUAUUGAAUAAAGAUAGUCCAUGCGAUUGUGGAAGUGGUGAGAAAAGGAACAAGUGUUGUUAUCCUGCUAAUGGCUUGAACGACGAUGAUGGGGACGAGAUGUGGUGUGCUUACGGACCGCACAAUAGACACGGACGGACAUGUCCGAUGUGCGUCGGAUUCGCGUGCGUUUUUGCCUGUCGUAACGUCUCGAACCAUCUCGAGCUUUUAAAACCGUUUGAUUUACCCCCAAACCCGAAAGAAGAAGAUGUGGCAAAGUUCAAACGCGCGCAAGCGGUGGCUAAAGUUGCUCUCGGCGACGAGCUCGAUGCGCUCGGGGGAUUGCGACCGCAACAAAACUUUCUCGCCGCUUCAAACUUUGACCAUUGCGGUAAAAUGAAAACGCUCAGUAUUUUACUCGAGCGGUUUUACAAGAGAAACGAUAAAGUUGUUUUGUUUUCGUAUUCCGUUCGGUUGCUAAACGUGAUGAAUGAAUUCGUCAAGCGCAAGGGAUAUGUACACGUACGAUUAGAUGGCGGCACGCCGGUGAAAGAGCGUCAAAAAAUUGUCGACGAUUUUAACAAACGGGGCAGUUGUUUCUUGUUUCUCAUGUCCUCCGAAGCCGGCGGUGUCGGCCUUAACGUCGCCUCGGCGAAUAAAGUGAUCAUUUUUGAUCCGGCUUGGAAUCCUGCGAAAGAUUUGCAGUCGCAAGAUCGCGUGUACAGAUUGGGCAACAAGCGCAACGUGGAAGUGUACAGAUUAAUUUCCGCCGGUACUCUAGAAGAGCUCGUGUAUUCUCGUCAGAUUUAUAAACUGCAAAUGGGAUCGACCAUGACGGAUGGCAAGAUGGAACGACGAAUCUUCGAAGGCAUCCAAGGUGACAAAACGAAGAAAGGCGAGUUGUGGGGCAUCGUGAACUUGCUCAGACUGAACAUGGCGGGAAAGGUUGAGGUUCGCGAAAAAGUAGAAGAAGAGAAACGGAAAGACGAAGAAGAGGACAUCAUCAAAGAGGAAGGGCACCAAGGCGAAGACGGAUUUAACUUUAGAGUUGCGAAAGGUUUAGAUCAAGACCAAGCUCGUGAUAUCGGUAACGCUUUAGAAGAGGAACGGGAAGCGGCAGCGAAGCGAGGCGAGAACAUCUUCGAAGGCUUGCUCAACGAGGAGGAGGAGGAGAACGACAACAACGAGAAGAACCUCCAAGCGUUGCACACCAUGGACCAUAACAAGAUCUUCGGCGUGAGCGAAAAAGAGAAGAAGCGCAUUGAGGACGCCGAGAGAGCUUCGAAGAACGAAAAGCUAUUAAGCCGCCUCGCUAAGAAGAGGAAAGAGGCGGAAGCGGCAAAUAAGGAAGGCGGCCAACGAGGAGGAUUCUCCAUCAGAAACCGAAAGAAGAACGCGCUCGAUCCGCACGAACACGCGGUACAAGACAUCGCUUUACGCGCGAUGGCAAAAUACAACAACGUUUCUGAACUUGAUUUUGCCAAGCACUUCUUAUCUAUAAAGAACGAAGAGGACGCGCAAUACGCGCUAAUGCGGAACGUGGAAGGCUUAAGAAGCGAGAUGGAUGAUUUCGACGACGACAACGAAGAAGAAAAUUAA